This is a messenger RNA of Sinocyclocheilus grahami, 1786 nucleotides long. Its product is annotated as polycomb group RING finger protein 6-like. The transcript has 10 exons. The record is from RefSeq and is a predicted model, not a curated record. Bases 68 to 1021 code for a protein of 317 amino acids. NCBI's taxonomy places the organism in Eukaryota, Metazoa, Chordata, Actinopteri, Cypriniformes, Cyprinidae.
UGGAGUAUUGCGCGCUCACCGUGAAGGUGCACAAGUAGAUUGAAGUGUUUCGAAACUUGUGUCUGAAAUGUACUAUUCGCGAUUGAUCUUGAAUGAAGUCAUCCAACCACUACAGAGAGAGCAGACAGGCAUCCGUAGUUGUUCUCCUGCAGUUGUUUUGAGGGCUUCGCUCUCUGAGUGCGCUAUGGACGGAACCGUGGACAGAGUUGUGGAGGAGGGAUCCACGCGUGGGUGCUCUCGGACAGACGCUUCCCUCAGCGGAGAGGAUGAGCGCCGUGACUCCGACCACAGCCAGAGAACUCACGAAACACAUCCUGACGACGAGCGCUCCUUGCCUCUUAGGGAAUUUUAUCCCUAUAUUCGCUGUGCCCUCUGCAAUGGAUUUUUCAUUGAUGCCACCACCAUCAUAGAGUGUCUUCACACUUAUUGUAAGAGCUGCAUUGUCAAGCACUUUUUCUACAGCAACAGGUGUCCUAACUGCUCCAUUGUUGUGCACCAGACACAGCCACUGUACAGUAUCAGACCUGACAGGCAAUUACAAGACAUUGUUUUCAAGAUGGUUCCAUAUUUGGAAGAAGAUGAAAAGUCGCGAAUAUAUGCAUUUUAUAAACAGAGAGGGCUUGACGUUCCUAAGCCAGUGGCAUCUCCAGCUACGUACCCAUGGAAGCUACCUCAGAGACAGAAGAAAGACAUGCUGCCUCAGUCUGUUUUUACUAUUCCCUCAGAGCUAGAUGUGUCUCUGAUGUUGGAGUUUGUGGGAGCUGAAAAGGGUAUUGAGAACUAUAAGCCCCUUGAGAGGAAGUAUGUGCGUGUGUCAGGGGAAGCCACUGUCCGUCAUGUGGAGCUUUUUAUCAGGAGGAAGAUGGAACUGAGUCAAAACUGCAAGGUUGAUGUUGUGUGUGGAGAGCAUCUGCUUGAGCAAUGCCAGUCUUUGAGAGAAGUUUGUAAAACCAUGGGAAAAAAUGCAUUGCAGGAUGGCAUGCUGGUUCUGCAUUUCGGACUCGUUCUACCUGCUCAGUAAAGAGGGAAGACACAGAAAGCUACUGUGAAAACUACAUUGUGUAGUGGUUUUAUUUCAAGAGCUAAACUGAAUUUGAUCAUAACAGUUCUAUGCAGUGAUCCUUUGUCUUCCUGGUUACCUUGUGCUCAAACAGAUUAAGAAUAUGUCAGCAUUCUUUGAGCAAAUGCAUUAAGAGACAUUAGAGCUACAUCCAAAACAUUAGCCAUUUCCAGAAGAUACUGUUUGUUUUUGUUUGAUUGGUUGAUUGAUUUUUGGUUACAAUUUCCACAACUGUAAAGGUUCUGUAAAUUCUCUUUUAUGUUUACUAAGAAAAGCACAAAGUAAUUACACCUUGUUUCUGAGAAUAUAUUGUUUUGACAUGAAUUUUAUUGCUUAGUUUUGUUGUGCCUCUAGUUCAGCUGACAAAAAGUAAAUCAGUACUUUGAAAUAAAUAAUUCACUUAAGUACCUGGACAGUACCUACAUUUUUAAGUGUUAAAAACUCUUAACUCUUACAAGGCGUUUAAGUGUUUGUGUCUUUGUUCAUUUUAGAUUGAAAUUGUUAUGUAUUUGUUGAGCCAUAUUGUGUUAUUACAAGGCCUUUGGGAUAUAUAUAUGUCUUUUGCAAUAUUGUAACUGAAGUGUUCUUCAUUUUUAAAACAGCUUUACAACUAAAUGUUAAACUGUGCAUGGCCAGACACAUCCUGCAUCAUUGCAUAUAAACACUAUGCAAAUAUUGUGUUCCGUUUCAUUUAGUCAUCUUUUUAGUUUUGGAAAAUAUGUUAUG